CCAGCUUGCCCGAAUUCCUCCGGCGGAAGAAAGAGAAGCCGGGAAGAGGAGAGCCGCGGCCCCCGACCCAUGUGGCGACGGGCGGCGACGGCGGCGCUGUCGCUGGGCGCCGGCGCCGGCGCGGUGGCGGUCGCCAGCACCGAGGACCCCGCCGCGACGCUCAAGGUCUGCGCGCACCUGCCCCCUCGCCUCCUCCGCGAUUCCGUCACGGCGGCCACCAUCGCGUUCGACUACAAGUGGUCCCUCUGGGGCCUCGAGCCGGGCAGCCCCGCUUGGCAGAGCGCCAAGCACGACACCCACCUCCGCUCCGCCAACCGGCUCCAGGAGCUCUGCUUCCGCAACGGCGGCAUCUACAUCAAGCUCGGCCAGCACAUCGCCCAGCUGGAGUAUGUCGUGCCAGAGGAGUACGUGCAGACGAUGAGGGAAUCGAUGCUGAAGAGGUGCCCGGUCUCGUCGUACGAGGAGGUCCGCGGGGUGUUCGCCAAGGAUCUAGGAGAAUCGCCAGAAACUGUUUUUGCAGAAUUUGAUCCUGUCCCACUUGCAAGUGCUUCUCUUGCCCAAGUCCAUGCUGCACGAACCCAUGAUGGGCAAAAAGUUGCUGUUAAGGUUCAGCACGAUCACCUGACAGAUACCAGUGUUGUAGAUAUAGCUACUGUGGAUUUGUUAGUGAAUGCUCUGCACUAUAUUUUCCCUACAUUUGACUACAGGUGGUUAGUUGAUGAAGUUCGAGAAAGUGCCCCUAAGGAAUUGGAUUUCCUGAAUGAGGCCAAAAACAGCGAAAAAUGUUUGGAUAACUUUAGAAGGCUGUCUCCUCACAUUGCGGAUAGUAUCUAUGCUCCCAAGGUUUAUUGGAAUCUCAGCACAUCUAGAAUUCUCACCAUGGAGUUUAUGGAUGCCAAGGAGGUAACUGAUGUUCAUGGCAUUAAAGCAAUUGGAAUUCACCCUGUUGAUGUUUCUAACCUAGUCAGUAAAGCAUUUGCCGAGAUGAUUUUCAAGCAUGGUUUUGUUCAUUGUGAUCCCCAUGCUGCCAAUAUGAUGGUCCGACCCAUGCCACAAGACAGCAGGAAAAGUUUUGGUUGGAAAAGGCCGCAAUUGGUUCUUCUCGAUCAUGGUCUUUACAAAGAGCUUGAUUGUACUACUAGGAUAAGCUAUGCUUCUCUUUGGAAGGCACUUGUUUUUGCUGAUGCAAAAGCAAUUAAGGAGAACAGUGUCAAACUAGGAGCUGGGGAAGAUCUUCAUGCACUCUUUGCUGGUGUUCUCACUAUGAGGCCAUGGCAAAGGGUGAUUGACCCAUCUCCUGAUCAUCUUGUCCUAGACAAAAAAACGACUGAUUAUUCUGAACUACAGAAUUAUGCCUCCUUAUAUUUUUCUGAAAUCUCGGAGCUGCUGAGGAGAUUACCAAGGGUCAUCUUGUUGAUGCUUAAAACAAAUGACUGUUUACGUGCAGUCAAUCACGCCCUGGUUGGAGGCACUUCCUUGGAAUCAUUUAUGAUCAUUGGACGUGUUUCUUCUGAAGCUGUGCUGGACGCUAAAAGGAUGAGCAAGAGGUCCUUUCUAAAUAGGUUGAUGAUAUGGCUGGAGGAAGUUAUGCUGGAAGCUCGAUUCUUUAGUUUGGAGCUGAUGUUGUGCUUUAUGGAACUUAGGAAGUUGUUGCCCAGCUAAAUGCAGCUUGGCGCAUCAACAGUUUUUGGACCGUGGAAUUGUGAAGAUGAAAUCUAGUUCCAUAUCUUUUGAGAGAGAAAACCUGGCAUUUUGCUUAGAUUGCCAUUCUUCCUGUAUACAUCAAUUCUUUCAUCGACCACUGUUUCACCAUGAUUGGUCAUCAUGGUACAUAUGCUCGCCAGUACAGUUGGUGACGAUACGUUCAUUCUGAUAGGUGGAUACAAGUAUACAAAUUGCUGUCGUUGACAAAUGUAAUAUCACAACUGUUUUUUGGAACAAAAUCAACAGUGACUUGGAGCAAAUUUGGUAA
Molecule: messenger RNA, 1972 nt
Organism: Panicum hallii
Lineage: Eukaryota; Viridiplantae; Streptophyta; Magnoliopsida; Poales; Poaceae
Product: putative ABC1 protein At2g40090
Exons: 11
Coding region: 70-1662 (530 amino acids)
Biological process (GO): lipid homeostasis; mitochondrion organization
Cellular component (GO): mitochondrial inner membrane
Source: RefSeq, a predicted model, not a curated record